Messenger RNA from Hemicordylus capensis (graceful crag lizard), 6089 nucleotides. It is a transcript of the gene GGACT, whose product is annotated as gamma-glutamylamine cyclotransferase. The record is from RefSeq and is a predicted model, not a curated record. NCBI's taxonomy places the organism in Eukaryota, Metazoa, Chordata, Lepidosauria, Squamata, Cordylidae. The coding region runs from base 892 to 1365 and encodes 157 amino acids. Gene Ontology annotation, molecular function: gamma-glutamylaminecyclotransferase activity. The transcript has 4 exons.
UUCUCACACCCGCAAUACGGGACUUUUUAGCCACAACGCCAGCCUGCAAUAUCAAGAGGGAAUUACGGGGGUUAUCAGCUACUCCCAGCCUCGACAACCCCCAAACCAUAUGAGGAAGAUAACUAUGGAUUGUACUUGCAUUUGAAAAAGUUUUAAAACUCGAAAAUACGAUUUCCCCCUCCUCACACGAAGUAACACAUGAGUAAGAGCAUGGACUUUGUUGCGGGUGGUGAAAGGGGAGAGGCACCCAACCGCUGCUCAGUCACAGCUAUGGCAACAUCCUGCCCUUCUCAAUCGUUUUCUGUGUGGGCAGCUGUCAAUUCUACCCCCGUGCGGGAAUGGCGUCAAAAAUAACCAGGAAGUCUCGUCUCCAGCCAAUGGAAUUGUACCUCUCCCCCACUGUAAGGCGGCGCCUCUGAGCUCCUCCUCCUACUCCGGUUCCAAAGGGCAACGCGGAGUCCGGAAACAGCUAAAAUAAGAAGUUCUGAUUGACAGCGCUCGAGGGAGUCCUAUCAGCCGGACUCAUUAGCACAGUUAAACUGGCGGUUACCUUGGAGGAUUCCUUUUGCUGAAAAAUGGACUACAAAUAAACAGUGAUUGCUGUCUUGCAAGAGUGUGAAAGCUUUUUUCAGAUGUAACACAUCAGAUAAACCAUCUAAUGCUGGAUUGGUAGAAGCUGAGUGUUAUCACCAGUCUGUGAAGCAAGAUUUAAGGCAACCUUACAGGGCCUUCAAAGAAGCUUUCAUUUCAACAAAAGUACCCCUCCCCAAAAGCACAGCACAAUAGCAGCAAAAAGAGUCUUUCAAGAAGCAGAGGGGGCCAGUUGAGCAAUUCAGAAGACAGCAGGACACAGAGCCAGUGAGACUUUAAGCAGUCUCUUCAGUUGGAAGAAUGGCCCGUGUCUUUGUCUACGGAACCCUUAAGCAAGGCCAGCCAAAUUACCCACACAUGAUCAAUGGUGUUCAUGGGACAGUCGGAUUCCAGGGCAGGGGACUCACAGUGGAGAAAUACCCCCUGGUGAUCGCAGGAAAAUAUAACAUUCCUUAUUUGCUGAACACCCCUGGAACAGGGCACCAUGUUGCUGGAGAGAUUUAUUCUGUCGAUGACCAGAUGUUACAAUUCCUUGAUGAGUUUGAAGGUUGCCCAGACAUGUAUCAGCGUAAUCCAGUGAGAAUUAAAAUAGUUGAGUGGGAAGGUAAAAGUAACUCACCUGAAGGGCAGCCAGCUGUUAACAGCAUUCUGGAAUGCUAUGUGUACAGCACCACUACUUACAAGCCAGAGUGGAUAAAUCUCCCUUACUAUGACAACUACGACUCCUUUGGGAAACACAAGCUUCAGUAUGUACUACGGGAAGGCAGAGAUUGAAACUUGAGGAUGAUACCGUACUUCAAUAUAGCAUGUUCAUAUUGAUCCGGGACCUAAAUGCACUAUAAAAUGAAAUUUUAUAUAGAAAGAAGGCACUAAUAGUUCUGAUCAGAAUAUAGUUAUUUCAAACAAUUAUCUUAUAGUGCAGUCAUCUGCAACCUAACUUGCUAUGUCACACAAGGUUCACAGCUGAUGAAAUGUCUUUAAUUCUGUCACUACUACUGCUACUACUACUACCACUACCACUACCUUUUAAUCAAAAGUGCAAAAAUGGUUUACAUAGAAAAACAAAUAAUAAAUAAAAUGGCUCCCUGUCCCAAAAGGACAAUCUAAAAGGAAAUACAAGGUGGACACCAGCAACAGCCACACUGCAGUGGUGAUGUGCUGGGGUUGCUCUCCCUCUGCUAAAUUUAAAAGAAUCACCACUUUAAAAAGUGCCUCUUUGCUCACUUAGCAGAAACAUCACAAUCUUUCUUGAUUUAAAACUUCAUCAAGAAAGUGCAUUUUUGCAAGGCAAAUAGGAAGUGUUGCAGCAUUUUUUUGCAGUGCAUUGGGGGAGGAAAGAUCUCUGGUUCACUUUAAACUUCUAUCAGUACUGCACAACCUUCACAUAAGCCAGAAAAUGGCUCUUGGAAGAAAUCCAUUAAUCAAGCAUGGUGAAACAAAUGAGCUCACUAAGGGAACUCAGCCAGUAAAGAGAUGCCCACAGUGAAACUUAGGAGUCCAGUCCUAAGGGUUUCAAACUCUGCAAAGCAGCCAGGAUGAUUUAUUAAUAAUAAUAAGAAGAAGAAGAAGAUGCAAAAAUAUUAUGGGACUUCCAACUACAAACAGACAAACAUCUGCCACACAAUACACCAGAUAUAACUGUAGUCGAGAAGAAAGAAAAACAAGUUAAAAUGAUCGACAUAGCAAUACCAGGGGAUAGCAGAAUAGAAGAAAAAGAAAUAGAAAAAAUCAAAAAAUACAAAGAUCUACAAAUUGAAAUUGAAAGGCUGUGGCAGAAAAAGACCAAAAUAAUCCCAGUGGUAAUUGGCGCCCUGGGUGCAGUUCCAAAAGACCUUGAAGAGCACCUCAACACCAUAGGGGCUACAGAAAUCACCAUCAGCCAUUUACAAAAAGCAAUUUUACUGGGAACAGCCUAUAUUUUGCGAAAAUAUCUAUAAUAACCAACAGUAUUGAUGAUAAAAUUCAGCCAUCCCAGGUCCUUGGGAAGGACUCGAUGUCUGGAUAAAACAAACCAGUCAAUAACACCUGUCUGACUGUGUAAACAAGAAAUAAUAAUUCAAUUUCUAUACCGCCCUUCCAAAAAUGGCUCAGGGAAAUAAUAAAUACAGAGAAAGAAAGAAUAAAUAAGAUGGCUCCCUGACCCCAAAGGGCUCACAUUCUAAAAAGAAACAUAAGACACAUACCAGCAACAGUCACUGGAAGUACUGUGCUGGGGGUGGACAGGGCCAGUUACUCUCCCCCUGCUAAAUAAAGAGAAUCACCAUGUUAGAAAGGUGCCUCUUUGCCAAGCUAGCAGGGGAUGGGCUAGCUGGUCAGUGCUCUAGCCUUUCAUGAUUUGUGCUGGUGAUCUAAGCACGAAAUAGCAACUUGGGUUGAUGCUACUUGGCUGGCAUGAGCCACAGCCACCACGUUAUACUGGGGUGUGUGUGUGUAGUGCUAGUAUUGUUAAGAUGAGGAGCUUCCACGCCAACAUUCUACCAUUAUAAGCCCUGAACAUUCAAUUGGUCUAAAAUCAUCUCUCAAAUCUGCCUGGCUGUUUGCAGACAUCAGCUAGACGACAAGAGACACCACCCCUCCAAAUUAGGUACAGAUCUGUUGAAAAAUGCCCGAGAUAGAGCAGUUUAAAUAUCAAUGCCUAAAAAAGUGGGAUUUAAGUGUUGGCUACCUUUUUUGCCACCAGAUUAACAUAUCUUAUACUAUCUAGAGAUAGAGAUAUCUGUCCAUGGAUAUAGAUAUAUAUGUUGAAACAUAAUCCUUAGUGCAAAGGAGGGGGAAGGGAAAUACUGUACCCAUUCCCCCUGCCCAUACACAGAGGGGCUUCUCGUUUCUCCCUCAGCUGAGAUGGUGGUGAGGUGGCAGGGGCCUUGAGGGCAGCAGACAAAGAGAGGUAAGGUGACAAUGGGACUUAGGAGAUAAGGCAAGGUGGCGCAGUGGCAAACCGUCUUUGAAUAUGAACUUUUUACAUCAGGGAUAUACUGCCUAGGACUAUGGAGGUUUCACUUACCCAGCUUGCGUACAAGCUACUGUUAGACUUUCCUUUCCCACCAUGCCCAAGCAGUGUUUUUUUUUUUUUUUUAAGUCUGCUGAUCCAGUCAUUUUUUAAAAAAACCCGCUUUGGUUUAAGAUUACUUCAUUUUUUACUUGUGCUCUAAAAAGCAUUAAAAUUGCAAGUUAAGGUUCCCAUCUUAACCUCUGUGCUAGGGAUGUGCACAGCAGCAGUUCAGCGCUCCACAUUAUUCACUAGUAUGAGUUGGGGCUACUUGUGAAUAAGGAGAUACAGUCUACCCACAUAGCGUGUGGUUCACUGGUGAAUUUUGCAAGCAAGAUUUAGGUCUACUCCCAAGCAAGCAUACAAGGUUUUCUCAGGAGUAAGGUUAUGGGUAACUUGUAAGGGUGAGGUUGACUCAUGAGUAAAAGCAGCGUGAUAUAGGAGACUACCAAAUCUUGGCUGCUUAUGUGGCUCUGAUGUUGAUGGGACACCUUCAACUUGAAUUUGCUGCACUUUUUAGAGCAGAAGUAAAAACAAAAAGCUCUGACUAAAUAUGGCAGAGAAGCACUGGAGAGAGUUGUGGAGGGCUGGGGGAGAUUGUAGUGCUUGCUCACCAACAUGCAGUCCAAGUGCUGUCAUGGAGCCCCCCCCCCCCCCCCCGCAAACUUCCUUCUUCCUGGGGCCUUUUUCCUUUUAGUUAGGUUUCAGGUUAGUGGUUUGUAGGGUAUUUUCUCUGCAUGUUUUUUUUUUAAAAAAUGAUCCAUUAUUUCUUUUUAAAUGUUUUAGAACCCGAGUGUGCCCCUUGCUAAUUACCCACGUACAAAGCAAAGAAGAGCAGUUCUUGAUACUAAUUUGGCACACACUCUGGUCCUCUUCUAUUCUUGUAACAUGGUAGUCAUUUGUCUUGUUAGCUUAUUACAUACAGCAGGGGUUCCCAACCUUUUUGAACAAGUGUACUAUUUAAUUUGUGUAUGUCUGCCACAAAUCUUCAGCUCAGGUACCCCAUAGUGAUUGUGUACGUGUGUGUGUGUGUGUGUGUGUGCAUGCACACAUGCAAAUUUAAACGCUACAGUUCCAAGAUAGGCUACUCCAGUCACUGGCUUACAUCCAGACUAAGUUACUCAGGAGUAUUCCCAUUAAAACCAAUGGGACAAAUUUACUUAUUCUAUUAAUUUCAAUGAGUGUAGAAAGUGCUAAUUUUCUGGAGCCUGUCAUGAGUACCUUAAGCUUCAGCACAUAGCCAGCCAAUCAGGAGCAGAAAAAGAGGGUCUUUGCCUUCUGCAGUGGACACAUCCUUGAGGACACAUUGGCUUCAUUCCGGCAAUAUUUGCAUAAGGAACAAAUAGUGUGGCUUCAGCAUGGGGAAGCAGGAGGACUCCCGAGUACCCCCGAGAGUCUCUCAAGUACCUCUAGGAGUACUAGUACAUACUGUGCCUAUACAAAGUCAGAUCAGUAAAAUCAGACAUGGUCUGAUUUUACCAGAAUACAAGGGGUUUGGAGAGAGUCCGAACCCAAACAAGUGCCCCAGUUCAGGCCGGAUUUUUACGACCCGAAAAAAUUGGAGUGGUGAGAAGGUGGGGUUUUGUUUUGUGUUUUGAGAUCAUGGCUGCAGGGGAAAACCCCAUCUUCUGUGCCCACCUGUCCAUAUCUCAUCAUUUUAAAAAAAGGUUUUUUAGUGCCCCCCUCCCCCUUUUUUUUUAACUUGCAAGCAGCCCACCAGAUAUUUCCAAGUUUCUUCUGUGAUUUUCUGGUAUGAGGUAACUUUCCAAUAGACUCUCUGAUGUUGCCUCACUUCCCCUGUGACUCUCUAGUGUUGUGUUACUUUUCUUGUGAGUUCACAGUGAAUAUCCAUGGUUACUUCCUCUCCCCCCCUCCCCGGUUGUCCCGACUCUAACCUGAUCCUGACUCCAAACUCAAUUCUGACCCCGACUUUCGGGGGGGGGGGGGUUGUUCCAAAGGAUCCCAAACAACUGCCUGUAGACUCACAGUGGCAUCUGGUGGGCCACUGUGUACAACUGGAUGCUGGACUAGAUGGGCCAUGGGCCUGAUCCAUCAGGGCUGUUCUUACGUUCUUAACUGACAUUUGUCGAGUCGUAAAAGGUCAGGUAGGACCUGACUCAGAGUACAUUGCAUAUUCAGCAGUUAUUUGCAUUAUAUUGCUAUUCAUCCAUUGUUUUGCUUUUCUUAAAAUUUCCAAAUAAUAAUAAGCCUUUAACAGGGAUUAUUUUAAUUGUAUAGGGACAAAAAUAUCAUUUUGACAAUGUGAAGUUUGUUGAUGAUUGGGUGGUAUUUUACAAGACAAUUUGUAAAAUAUUUUUAAAAUGUAUGUUGCUGUUACUAAAAAGAUCAUGUUUAUUUUAUGUUAUAGUAGGCUAUAAUGAAACUUUUGGCAGAGUAGUUAACUCUGGAGCUUGUUGCAGUACAGCUGCCUGAUACACAAUACUAGAUUCUCAAGAGCUUAUGACAGUGUUAUACACCAAUAAAUAUUCUAUUAAAGGUAUCAAGGCAG